Molecule: messenger RNA, 1247 nt
Organism: Batrachochytrium dendrobatidis JAM81
Lineage: Eukaryota; Fungi; Chytridiomycota; Chytridiomycetes; Rhizophydiales
Exons: 8
Coding region: 75-1208 (377 amino acids)
Biological process (GO): mitotic cell cycle; microtubule cytoskeleton organization
Cellular component (GO): microtubule; cytoplasm
Molecular function (GO): structural constituent of cytoskeleton; GTP binding
Source: RefSeq, a predicted model, not a curated record
UUGAUACUGAGAGAAAAACAUGGAGGAAACGCCAGCACGAUGAUUCAGAUAUAUUUCAAACAAAGUAUUUUGAUAUGGGCACUUCGGGUAGAGGUAACAACUGGUCGCAUGGAUUUCUUGAGGAAUCCAAGUUGGAUCAGAUAUUGGAUUCGUUUCGACGAUUGGCAGAAGCGUCGUUUCGUUAUGAUGGAUGUAUGAUCACACACAGUUUAGCUGGUGGUACAGGAUCUGGGCUUGGUUCAAGAAUGGCUCUAGAAUUGCGUGAUUUAUAUCCUAAAAACUAUAUCAUGUCAUGCUCCUUUGCGCCUUUCAGCUCUGGAGAGACUGCUCUGCAAAACUAUAAUGCAUUGUUGACAUUGGCAUCUCUGCAAUCAAGUGCUGAUUUUAUUGGAGUGUUUUCAAAUGAUGCAAUAUUAAAUACUGUCACCAAACAGUUGGGUUUGGAUUCAAGCCGUAAUACGCCUUGUGUUAGUAUAGACACACUCAACUAUUGGGCAUCUCAAACACUUGCAGGAAUCAUGCUUCCAAUAUCUCCAGUUUCUCUCGAUCCCAUAAAUUUUUGUGACAAUUCUUUAAAUCGAUACACUGGUCAAGAAUCAAACAAGGUAGUAGUGUCAGACUCGGUCAAACCCUUUUCAGGAUGGGAUCUUAUUACUCGCGUUACACCAAUGCCUUCAAUGAAACUGGCAAUGUUUUCAUCAUCACAAUCAAUAUAUACAGCUUCAAAAAACAUACCCAAACACGCACAUACUAUAGAUAGCUGGGAAGACCAUUUCACGCAACUUCAUAGAAACAUGUCUUUGCCAGUAGGACAUCGUCGAAAUUGCAUCGGUGCGCAACUUAAUAUCCGUGGUGUUCAAGGUGUCGAGUUUUGGAAAAGAUGGCCAGAAAUGCAGAGUAAAUGGUUAUUAAAACUUGGGCUUUCUACUCCCAAUACUUGCUUGGAUGUGAGAAUGUCGUACAUUUAUGGGCUUGAUAUGCAUUCCAAGCAACGAUCUUUGGACCUGUGCUAUAAUUCUGAUGAUAUUGUGCCAAUUGUAAAAAAGGUGUAUGACCAGGCUCUACAUAUGUAUUCCCAGCGCGCGUACGUUCAUUGGUAUGAGCGAUAUAUGCAAAGCCGCACCGAUGAAAUGUUUAGCGAGUCUUUUGAAGCUGUAAACUCUAUUUUGGAUUCAUAUUCAACACUUUCUACAAAUCAUUUGUUAUAAAGUUGAAUAAAAUAUAAACAUUUAUCUAGUGUUAUAAUU